Molecule: messenger RNA, 2529 nt
Organism: [Torrubiella] hemipterigena
Lineage: Eukaryota; Fungi; Ascomycota; Sordariomycetes; Hypocreales; Clavicipitaceae
Source: the annotation of a GenBank genome assembly
CCUCCUCCUCCACCCGAACGACUAAUAACUUCUAUCGUUGCAUUACGUCCUGGGUUGCCCGCUGCAUAGAGCCGAUGCCCUCCUGCCCUGUCCUGCCCUGCGGCUAGGCUGUGCCGACGUCGUCGCUUCAUCGAGCUAGCGAGCAAGCAAACAGGACCCCCGUGGCCCCCGUCCGCCGCCCCGUUCUGUACCGUGCCAUUCAGAGCUCGGCUUUUGGUCAGCCCUGUCAAGCUGCUGUCUGUCGGUCGACCGUCGUUUUUAAGAGAUUGCCUCCCCACGGCCAUUGCGUAGCGGACCCUUUUGUCCUCUCUCUUUCCCAGUGCUGGCCAUCUCGACGUUACCAUCAGCAGAGAUCCAGUGGAAAAUUGCUUGCUAGACACAACUCCCUCACAAUGUGGCCCUCUACCAUUGCCCUCACCCUGGCCGUCUCGACCGUGCUGGUCGAGGCUGGCUCUCUCCAGGAUAUCAAGCACAUUGUGCUAUUCAUGCAGGAGAACCGCUCCUUUGACCAUUACUUUGGUACCAUGAAGGGUGUCCGCAACUUUGCCGACCCCAAUGUCCGUGUCAACGGCAAGCAGACCGUCUUUGAGCAAAACAUUGGCUCCACCAAGAACGGUGUCAGCACAUUGAAGCCUUGGUACAUUAACUACCUUGGCGACAAGUCCGCCAACAAGGUGCAGUGCAUCGGCGGCGGCUCCAACGGCUGGGACGCCAUGCACGGCUCGUGGAACAAUGGCAAGGGCGACGGCUGGGCCAUCAACGACAGCCCCAACUCCAUGGCCUACUUCAAGCGCAAGGACAUUCCCACCCACUGGGAUAUCGCCGAAGGCUGGACCAUUGCCGACAUGUCGCACCAGAGUGUGCUCGGCGCCACAGACCCCAACCGUAUCAUGUGGAUGAGCGGCUCGCUCAACAUCCCCGGAUCGCCCACCAACCCCGACGGCUCGGGCGGCAUGAUUCUCGACAACAACGCCUCUCCCGGCUGCGAGUCGCCCGGCCUCAACUGCUUCCCCUUUACAUGGAAGUCGUUCCCCGAGUACCUCGAGGACGCCGGCGUGUCGUGGCAGGUGUGGCAAGACAUGGACAACUUUGAGGACAACAUGCUGGCCUACUUUAAGCAGUACCAGGACGCCCCCAAGGGCUCUGCUCUACGCGAAAAGGGUAACUCUUACCCCACGCUCGACAAGUUCUACGCUGCCGCUGCUGCCGGCACGCUUCCCCAGGUCAGCUACAUUGUUGGCCCCCAGGAGUUGUCCGAGCACCCUCCCAACAUGCCCGUUGACGGCUCCUGGCUGCAGAAGAAGGUUGUGGAUGCCGUCUCCAAGAGCCCCGCCUUUAACGAGACGGUGCUCAUCAUCAGCUACGACGAGCAGGGUGGCUGGUACGACCACGUUGUUCCCGAGGUUGCUCCCAAGGGCACCGCUGGUGAAUGGUUCCAGGACCCUUACAACAAGACCAACGGCCAGAUCCCCAUGGGCCCUGGUCCCCGUGAGGCUCGCUUCAUUGUCUCUCCCUGGACCCGCGGCGGCAACGUCUUCACCGAGCCCGCCGACCACACCUCUGACAUCCAGUUUGUCGAGGCAUGGGCCCAGGCCAACGGCUACGAUGUGCACACACCCGCCAUUACCGAGUGGCGCCGCCAGCAUAUGUCCAACUUGGUCAACGCGUUUGACUUCUCCAAGAAUGACAUCUCGCUCCCCAAGAUUGCCGAUGUCCGCACCCCCGAGAGCCGCCCCGACAACAACUACUCUGGUAACCUGACCCUCGGCUCGCUCAGCGGCCCAUGGGUCGGCCCCUCCAAGUGCAUCUACAACGACAAGAACCCUGUCCCCCAGCCUCCCUUUGGCAAGGACAAUGUCAACCAGGACCUCAGCAAGCUUGUUGAGGAGGGCUUCAAGAACGUGCGUGGCCGGCUCACCGAGGGCCGCUACCUUGUUCUGGAGAAGAAUGGCCUCGCUCUGGCAAACGUUUUCGGCGAGCUUGUCAACUUUUCGCUUGCCACCAAGGACCACAAAGACAUUCAGCAGCGCUGGAUCCUGCACAGCGUCGACGGCUCGCACUACAGCAACAACUUCUUCAUGCAGUCUGCCGCUGACAAGAAGUACAUUACCCCCGAAGGCGGUCUUGACGUGGACGUUUCCAACGCCCAGGUCUUUAGCUUUGACUACUCGCCCAACGGCUCGCAUUACAACAUGCACGGCAGCGAGUCGGCUGGCGAUGACCGCAAGGCCAAGAAGGGCAAGAAGGGCAAGGUUGUGUCUACUGUCGACUGGACUGGCAAUGUUGGCGAUUUCAAGAUUUACGCCGUCUCGUACCACUCGUAGAGUCUCUACAGAGGGGAGAUGGUAAGGGAAUGUUUUGUAGUUAAAUAUGUGAUGUGAGGCUAAAUAAAGUAGUAGCUUUACCCUAGAGUACAAAUUCGACAUGUAGCAAGCUAUGCAUACGCUGCGAAAAGAACGAGUAACGGCCUGAUAAUAAUGUUUUAAGUAUUCUUUUUAGAAAAGUAAUAAAAGUAUCAUUGAAUAUGAG